Mercurialis annua (annual mercury) is the source of this 1997-nucleotide messenger RNA. RefSeq lists its product as uncharacterized. The coding region runs from base 418 to 1740 and encodes 440 amino acids. NCBI's taxonomy places the organism in Eukaryota, Viridiplantae, Streptophyta, Magnoliopsida, Malpighiales, Euphorbiaceae. The transcript is spliced from 6 exons. The record is from RefSeq and is a predicted model, not a curated record.
ACAUCAUUGGAUUGAAUGAGACACAGUUGCGUUAAGCUUCUGCCAUCACUAAUAGGUUCGUUUGUAGCGGCAUAUCCGCUCGCAUAACCACCACCCCCCGUCGCCACCAAUCAAACCCAUCUCUUUAAAUUCACCCACAUUAAUCCCAAUCUCUCUCUAAAACUUACACACAAAAACAAUCAACACAUUCCUCUCAAAUUUCUCAGACACGCCAUUGAUAAGAAAACGAAAGUUCUUGGUGGUUGCAGUUUGUAUAAUUUAAUCGGGCUGUCAAAGAAGGGAACUUGACAGCCCGAGAUUGUUGGACCGAACGUGUUUCGGGUUCAUCUAAUUUCCCUAUUUAGCUAUAACCAGAUUUACUUGCCGUUUUAUAUUCAUUAUAUCAAUAGGAUUCUUUGAUUUUUUUGUUUCUAAAUCAUGAUGGGUUCUUUGUCGGGUUCCUUACAACGCCCAAUUGUUGCAGCUGCUGCUGUUUUUGUAGCUUCCAUUGCUCCUGAUAAACUCCCAUCUCUUAAAUCAUCAGACACAACUUGUUCCACCUCUGACCAAUCCUUACAUUCUUCAUUACCAAACUCAUGGGUUUCUCAAAUAUCUGUUUCCAAGCUAACAAAUUUGUCCUUUGUCAGUAGUAUACGUGUUCCUCUUCCUAAUACUAAUACUAACUUCUUAGUUCCGAAUUCCAUUCAUAAAUUUGUACCCAAUUUGUUAGGUUCUUCUUUUGGUUCUUUUUCUCCUUUUCUUAAUUCGUAUCAGUCUGCCGAGUUGGCGAAAGGGCAUCUUAAGCCGAGUGAAGUUAUAAAAACGGCCCCUACUUCUGCUCCUGAUGUGUUGUACAGAUGGCAUUUACCUGAGGCGGAUGCGAUUGAUGUGUCUGGUUCUUCGGAUUGCUCCUUGGCUAAGUUGAGGACAGUCGUGGUGUUGUUGGGAUGGCUAGGAUCAAAGCAGAAGCAUCUUAAGAAAUAUGCAGAGUGGUAUACUUCAAGAGGAUUUCAUGUUAUUACUUUUACUUUUCCGAUGUCUGAGAUUUUGAGUUACCAAGUUGGUGGAAAAGCUGAGCAGGACAUAGACUUGCUUGUGGACCAUUUAGCUGAUUGGCUGGAAGAGGAGGAGCAUGGAAAAAAUCUAGUUUUCCAUACUUUUAGCAAUACUGGAUGGUUGACAUAUGGAGCUAUUCUGGAGAAAUUUCAGCAGCAAGAUCCGUCCUUAGUGGGAAGGAUUAAGGGUUGCAUUGUGGAUUCUGCCCCAGUUGCAGCUCCCGACCCUCAGGUCUGGGCUUCAGGUUUCUCUGCAGCGCUUUUGAAAAAGAACAGUGUUGCCACAAAAGCAAAUACAAGCUCAAACGAGUCAGAUGUGGAUGUAUUAGUUGGUAGAAGAACUUCCGUAGAAUGCAAACCUAGAUUAACUGAAGCAGCUUUACUGGUCAUUCUGGAGAAGUUGUUUGGCGUGGUUCUGAAUCUUCCUAAUGUCAAUAGGAGGCUCUCAGAUGUGCUAGGGUUACUAUCAUCAAGACAACCAAGCUGUCCACAGCUUUAUAUUUAUAGCUCUGCAGAUAGAGUGAUCCCUGCAAGCUCUGUGGAAUCAUUUAUAGAAGAUCAGAGAAAAGCCGGUCAUGAGGUUAGGGCAUGCAACUUUGUGUCCACUCCUCAUGUUGAUCACUUUAGAAAUGACCCUAAACUGUAUGGAACUCAGCUGAGCCAGUUUUUGGAUGACUGUGUACUUACUUCCUGCAAACAUGAUUAACUGAAACCGACAAAACAAUGAAUUGAACUCUUCAUUUUUUUACAAAAAAGAAAAUAAUUACUUCAUAUUUUUUCCGUCGAUUCAUUAGCUUUACAGUUAUACAGUGUAUUGAACUGUGGUUGUAAAAUUCAACAGCAGAACAGCAAUUUUUUUGCCUCUCUAAUGUUUUGACUGUAAAUUAGGAUUUGCCUAAAUUACUUCUCUUAAUUUGUAAUUAUUCUUCACAUUAAUGGAACUAUGCAACAUUAUAUGAGUCA